AGAAAAGAAUAACAAUUACUCAAUCCAUCCCAAAGAACAAUAAGAUUUUCCUUAAAAAUUCUUUCCCUCUACUUUCAAAGAUGCAUCUGAUUUUGCUUCCACCAAAGGCAUAUUCCUUCCUUUCUUUUACUCUCUUCCUUCCCCACAAAUGGUACCAAAGAAUGUUCUUUCUCCUAACCUUCCUCCCAUAUCUUUGAACUGCCAAAUGCCUCACUCUUUCUUCCAGACUUCCAUAUAAAUACGUCAACUAACAAAACAACCCAAAAAUUAAAAAAAAAAGAAAAAGAAAAAGAAAACUCGUAUCUGAGUUCUAAACCUGUCCUAGUUUCAAAGAGUGUAUUGUGCUUAUUUCUUUAGCUUGAAGAUGGCUUCUGGGCAAGUGCUCAAACGAUCAAAUUCAAUUGCAGAUCGCAUGCCUGAUGCAUUGAAGAAAAACCGCUAUCAUAUGAAAAGAUGCUUUGCCAGGUUUGUUGCAACGGGCAAAAGGUUAUUGAAACUCCAACACAUAAUGGAGGAAGUGGAGAAAUCAAUAGAAGACGAGCAAAACAGAAGCAAAGUCUUGGAGGGCUUACUUGGUUACAUCCUAAGUUCCACUAAGGAGGCAGCUGUUGUUCCACCAUAUGUUGCUUUUGCUGUAAGACCUAGCCCUGGAUUCUGGGAAUUUGUUAAAGUGAACUCCAAGGAUCUGUCAGUGGACAGUAUCACUGCUCCGGAAUACUUGAAAUUCAAGGAAAUGAUCUUAGAUGAAAACUGGGCGAAUGAUGAAAAUGCUUUGGAGAUAGAUUUUGGAGCCAUUGACUUCUCCACUCCCCGCAUGAUCCUUUCUUCUUCUAUCGGAAAUGGCGUCAGCUUCAUCUCAAAGAAUAUAACUUCAAGGCUACAUGGGAAGCCUGAGAGUGCAAAGUCAUUGCUCGAGUACUUACAAGCCAUAAAUCAUCAAGGAGAGGAUCUAGUGAUAAAUGCAACUCUGGAUACUGUCUCUAAGCUUCAAAAUGUGCUUGUUGCGGCUGAAGUAUUUGUGUCUGCACUCCCCAAAGAUGCACCAUUUCGGAAUUUUGAGCAGAGGUUUAAAGAAUGGGGCUUUGAGAAAGGGUGGGGAAAUACUGCAGAAAGGGUUAAGGAGUCAAUUAGGAUACUUUCUGAGGUACUUCAAGCACCAGAACCUGAAAAAUUGGAGUUGCUCUUUAGCAGGCUACCCACCAUAUUCAACAUUGUGAUCUUCUCCCCUCAUGGCUACUUUGGGCAAUCGGAUGUCCUUGGAUUACCGGAUACUGGCGGCCAGGUGGUUUACAUUCUUGAUCAAGUAAGAGCUUUGGAGGAAGAAUUGCUCCUCAGGAUUAAGCAGCAAGGUCUUGUUGUGAAGCCACAGAUUCUUGUGGUAACUAGACUUAUACCUGAUGCUCGAGGGACAAAGUGCAACCAAGAGUUGGAGCCUAUUAUCAACACUAAGCACUCUCACAUACUGAGAGUCCCGUUUAGGACAGAAAAUGGGGUUCUCCGCCAAUGGGUUUCCCGUUUUGAUAUCUACCCCUACCUUGAGAGAUUUGCCCAGGAUGCUACUGCAAAGAUCCUUGAACACAUGGAGUGCAAACCGGACCUCAUCAUUGGGAACUACAGUGAUGGGAACUUGGUCGCAUCUUUGAUGGCUAGCAAGCUUGGAAUAACUCAGGGAACUAUUGCUCACGCUUUAGAAAAAACCAAGUAUGAAGAUUCAGAUGCCAAAUGGAAGGAAUUGGACUCCAAGUACCACUUUUCAUGUCAGUUCACAUCCGACAUAAUCUCAAUGAAUUCAGCUGAUUUCAUCAUAACAAGCACAUACCAAGAAAUUGCUGGAAGUAAGGAUAGGCCUGGACAGUAUGAAAGUCAUACAACAUUUACCAUGCCUGGACUUUAUCGAGUAGUCUCAGGCAUCAAUGUUUUUGAUCCAAAGUUCAACAUUGCUGCCCCUGGGGCUGAUCAGUCUGUCUACUUCCCAUACACAGAGAGGCAGAGGCGGCUAAUCUCUUUUCACCCGGCCAUUGAAGAACUACUAUACAGCAAGGAGGACAGCAAUGAGCACAUAGGAUAUUUGGCAGACGGGAAGAAACCAAUCAUAUUCUCAAUGGCACGACUUGAUACAGUGAAAAACAUUACAGGACUAACAGAAUGGUUUGGAAAGAACAAAAGGCUGAGAAGUUUGGUAAAUCUUGUGGUUGUAGCAGGUUUUUUCGAUCCAUCCAAAUCAAAGGAUAGAGAAGAAAUUGCAGAAAUAAAAAAGAUGCAUGCCUUGAUUGAGAAAUACGAACUUAAGGGCCAGAUUAGAUGGAUAGCAGCUCAAACCGACAGAUAUCGCAAUGGAGAGUUGUACCGCUGUAUUUCUGAUACAAAGGGAGCUUUUGUGCAACCUGCAUUGUAUGAGGCUUUUGGUCUAACAGUCAUUGAGGCUAUGAACUGUGGAUUGCCUACUUUUGCAACAAAUCAAGGAGGUCCAGCAGAAAUUAUUGUUGAUGAGAUCUCAGGUUUUCACAUUGACCCCAAUAAUGGUGAUGAAUCGAGCAACAAGAUCGCCGAUUUCUUUGAAAAGUGCAAGUUGGAUCCUGAAAACUGGGACAAGAUAUCUAAAGCUGGUCUCCAGCGUAUAUAUGAAUGCUACACAUGGAAGAUUUAUGCAAACAAGCUGCUAAACAUGGGAGCAGUUUAUGGAUUCUGGAGGCAGUUGAACAAGGAACAAAAUCUAGCUAAACAAAGAUAUAUUCACAUGUUUUACAAUCUCCAAUUUAGAAAUUUGGCAAGGAACUUGCCAAUCCCAAGUGAAGGACCCGAACAACCAACACCGGCGGCACUAACUGCACCCCAGCAACCAACACAAGUUUUGACAUCCAAGCCUAUACAACCAGAGCCAACAUCGUCAAUUGAGUCUCAGCCAACACUAAGGAAUGAAGGCAUAGAGCAGCAGCAGCUUGGCGAUCCAAAAGUGCUACUCUGUCCUUGUGGUUCUUGGUGCUUCAUUCUUGGUUUUCUCUUUGUAAUUUAUUACCUCUUAAUGAAGUUGUAUCAUCUAUUCAUAUAGCUUAAGAGGAAGUAAUAUGUACGGAUGAGAAACAUCAUAUAAAAUUCUCAAUUUGUAAGGUCACUCAAAAAUAAAAUAUAACAUCUCAAUGGAAGGUCCGAACCACA
Messenger RNA from Juglans microcarpa x Juglans regia, 3156 nucleotides. RefSeq names its product sucrose synthase 7-like. Gene Ontology annotation, biological process: sucrose metabolic process. Lineage: Eukaryota; Viridiplantae; Streptophyta; Magnoliopsida; Fagales; Juglandaceae. Bases 365 to 3049 code for a protein of 894 amino acids. Gene Ontology annotation, molecular function: sucrose synthase activity. The record is from RefSeq and is a predicted model, not a curated record. The transcript has 15 exons.